Neoarthrinium moseri is the source of this 837-nucleotide messenger RNA. RefSeq lists its product as uncharacterized. The transcript has a single exon. The coding region runs from base 1 to 837 and encodes 278 amino acids. The record is from RefSeq and is a predicted model, not a curated record. Lineage: Eukaryota; Fungi; Ascomycota; Sordariomycetes; Amphisphaeriales; Apiosporaceae.
AUGGCACCAAAGAACGAGGAGAGCAAACGUCCCCAAGAGGAGGUUGAUGAGCCUCAGCAACGCGAGGAAGAGCCCCAAGGUGAAGAAGAGAACGACGAAGCGCAAGAACAAUACGACGAAGAUGAUGACGCUCAGCAAGAGCAUCAUGAUCAAGACGAGGCAGAUGAAGAAGACGAUCAGCAACAACAACAAUCUGAAUCUGAAGCUGAAGAAGCCGAACAACAACAGAAUGGCGACGAUGAAGUAGACGAAGAGAAUCAGCAACACGACGAGGCCCAGGAACAGGAUCCGAACGAAGAAGACCAGGAUCAACCAGCCGGCGACGCCCAGGAGAAGCCUGAGCAGACCGAGGAGAAUUCCGAAGUCAAGCGUGAGGCCAACGGAGACGACGACGCGAGCGACACAGCGCAUGAGCCUCGCUCCCCUUCGCCGAAGAAGGAGGAAGUCAAAGAGGAACCCAAGUCAGAGCCCAAGAAGAAGCGCGGGGAAUCCAAGCGCCGCGAGGUCGCUACAGACGAGAAGCCACGGCGGCCCAGACGGCGCCGCAAUGCGCCAUCCUGGAUGGAGAGUGACAAAGAAAACCAGACGGCCAAUGAGAAGCAGGUAGCGCAGCGCAAGCGCAAGCAGUCACAAAAGCAACAACAGAUGCAACAGUACCAGUACCAGCAGCAACAACAGCAGCAGAUGCAGAUGCAGCAACAGCAGCAGCAGCAGCAGAUGUCACAGGAGAAGGACGACGGCAAGAACCCGUUGAAGCUCUACCUGGAGCUGAAUCUGGAAGUGGAGGUGACGCUCAAGGCCCGCAUCCACGGUGAUCUUACCCUCUCCCUCUUGUAA